Messenger RNA from Perkinsus marinus ATCC 50983, 2857 nucleotides. RefSeq lists its product as hypothetical. The record is from RefSeq and is a predicted model, not a curated record. The transcript is spliced from 21 exons. Gene Ontology annotation, molecular function: protein binding; U3 snoRNA binding. Lineage: Eukaryota; Perkinsozoa; Perkinsida; Perkinsidae. Bases 16 to 2778 code for a protein of 920 amino acids. Gene Ontology annotation, biological process: endonucleolytic cleavage in 5'-ETS of tricistronic rRNA transcript (SSU-rRNA, 5.8S rRNA, LSU-rRNA); endonucleolytic cleavage to generate mature 5'-end of SSU-rRNA from (SSU-rRNA, 5.8S rRNA, LSU-rRNA). Gene Ontology annotation, cellular component: nucleolus; small-subunit processome; 90S preribosome.
UGCUUUUCAUUCCUAAUGGCGACCACAGCCGACAAGCCGGCAACAGCAGGGCUCACUGGAGGGACUCUAGCCGAGUCCUUUAGAGUCUCCCGUACCAUAUCCAGCUUUUACACCGGUGGCCGUAUUCUUCACGGUGUGGGCUCGGGCAAGAUCUAUGCCCUCUGUUCGGAAGGGGUACGUGUAGUGGACCCGGCCAGCGGAGAAGUUGAAUGCGAAAUUGAAGUGGAAAAUGAUGGUAUCACCACAUUUGCUGUCUAUGACACCAAGGACGCCGCCCUACGUCGGGCCGAGGCUCAGGGGUCUGGUGGGGAGGUGGUGGCUAUGAUAAUCACAGCGGGCCGGUCCCAGCUCCUACGUCAUUGGCUCAUCAGGAGGACCACUUCGGACAGCAGUGGUCUCAAGCUCCAGGCCCAGUUGCUUAGGAGUUGGGCCUCCUCACAAAGUGUGGUCACCUGUAUGGACUUCGACACCUCUGGAGGGCUGUUGGUCACUGGUGGCGUCGACAACAGCGUUAAGGUGUGGGAUAUCCCCGGCUAUUUCUGCACCCACCACUUGCGGGGCCACAACGCUCCAGUGUCACACGUACGGUUUCUCCCCAGCCAGGCCAGGCUUGCCUCGGUCAGCGAAGACUUCGAAAUACGGGUUUGGGAUUUGGUCCAGGCCGCCGCAGCAGCAGCAGGUGGUAGUAGUGGGAAGAAGGGUGGCCCACAGUGUCAGAUGGUACUACGUGACCAUCAAUCCUCCAUCACUGCACUGGAAAUCGGAGGCCCACACGGAGAGACCCUCAUCUCGGCGGGCAAGGACCAGAUGGUCAACUUCUGGGACGUUACGGUCCACAAGGAGGAGGAGGGUCGGCGGGAGAUCACUCGGAAGCCUGCUCAUGUCCUACCUGUAUUCGAGGCCGUCCACGCGAUGUGUUUAUUGCCUAACAAGCUCCUGGCCGUAGUAGGGGAGGAAGGUACGGUGAAGCUGUGGGACCCCAUACGUCGGCAUACCUUUGACCAGAGCAAGGCAGCUGAUGUCGGGGUCACUGGCUGCUUCAUACAUGCCUUUUGGGUAUCAUCCAUAGGUGAGGAGGGCCACCUUUGUACGGUCGGGGAGGACAGGACCUUGACCAUGUGGAAGGUCGACACCACUGAAGGGGAUCAGCCACAGCGUUAUAGUGAUGCCCGACUCGAGUGGGAACGGCAGGUUAUGGGCGACCUGGACGAGGUUAUAUCCACUAAGUGGAUAGGAAAGGAUAAGGUCAUUGCCAGUUUCAAUGACUCCAACCCUAGAGUGGUAUCGGGUCUCUCGCCCGACCCCAAGUCCCAGAUCUCCACUGUGCCCUUGCCUGGUCAUGAAGGGACGGUCCUGACCAUCGCUGUUGGUGGUCCUGGCGGCAAGCAUGCCCGAGAGGAGGACGACGCCCUUUAUGCUCUUACUGGGUCUAAGGACCAGACCGCUAGGCUUUGGGACCUUAACACCAACAAGUGCCUCGCUGUCCUUAAGGGUCACACUGGAGCGGUCACUGGAGUGGCCCUGAGUCGUCGGCGACCCGGCCAGGCUUUCACAUGCUCAGAGGACAAGACCGUCAAGAUGUGGGAUAUUGCCAACGUCCUCAGUGGAGCAGGAGGGGGACCAGUGGAGGUAGGUUGGUCCGCUAUGUGGGGGGGCCUCCCGAUAAGCUCAGCAGUAGCCACCGUGGUGGCCCACUUGAAGUCGGCCAAUGACGUCCAGUGUGCCCCCAAUGAUAAGCUCAUAGCCUCGGCGGGCCAGGACAAGCUGGUUAAAGUGUGGAGGGUGGGUGCUGCCGGCAGUCUACAGAAGUUGGAGUUGGCAGGGACCUGUACGGGCCAUCGUCGUGGUGUAUGGGCGGUCGACUUCUCCCCAGUGGAUAAGGUCCUGGCCUCGGCCUCGGGGGACUCCUUGGUGAAGUUGUGGAACCUAGUGGACUAUACCUGUAUAAGGACCUUCCAGGGCCAUGAACACGCCGUCCUUAACGUCAGCUUUAUUGGCCCUUUGGGUAUGCAGUUGGUGUCGUCUGGUGGGGAUGGUCUGGUCCGCCUUUGGCAAAUUAGGACCAGCGAGUGCGCGGCUGUUCUGGAGGGACAUGAUGAUAGAGUUUGGAGUAUGGAUGUGAAUGCCUCGUCGAACUGUCUGGUGACCGGUGGUGCUGAUAGCAAGCUCCUGCUAUGGGAGGACUGCACCAAUGAGGAGAAGGAGAAGACACAGCAAGCAUCGGCUGAGGCGGCCCAGCGAGACACACGUAUCCAAAUGCUGUUACUACAAGGCAACCACAAAGAGGCCCUGGACCUAGCCCUGAAGCUCAGACGGCCUGGGUUGAUGAAGACCGUAUUGGAGGACCAUGCGUGGAAGUCCCUGACGACCGCCAUGGAGGGCGAGGAGGCCCCUAUGGACCUGGACAUUGGCUCAUGGGUGGAGGGCCUCAAGGAGGAGGACCUAGAGGCUUUGGUCGAUGUGUGUGGGAGGUGGCAGACUACAGCCAGGAACUGCGACUUGGCCCACUCAGUUAUGAACGAGAUAUUCAAACGGUUACCAGCAUCUCGUCUGUACCGUAUUGAGGGCAUUGCGUCCUUCCUGGACUCAUUCGUGGCCUAUGGUGCGAAGCACCUUCGAAGGUUGGAGGCCCACACCUCCCGAGCCUUCCUGUGUGAUGGUAUUCUGGCCAGUGUUGGUUCUACCAACGUCUUACCAGAACUGUCUGAGCGGCGCAUGAUAGACAUCAUCACCGAGGACCCCAAGGAGCCCUCGGCUAAGCGACAGCGGCCCCAGUGAGGUGGCAUCAGCCCUCACAACGUAUCCUUAACGUAUGUUUCUUUACCAGAAGGCUCGUCAUCACUGACCAGUAGAGUUC